AUGGCGCCUCGGAAUCGUCCGAAACCCCGGAUCACCUGGUGGAUGCGCCUGCGGAGAUUCUUCUACAAUCUCGAGUCACCUCUCCAGCUUCGGGGUACCCUCACGCGUCUCAGUCACCGGCACAGACACCCUUUCCUAGCCCUGCUCCGUCUAUUGCUCCCGUUACCGACAUGGCACUUCCGCCUCCCCGACCCGGUGCCCAUCAAAACCAUGCUGAACAAUGUCGCGCUUCUGCAGUCCCGGAAGGCGGCUGCUGAUCUCACCAACAUGCGCUCUGUACCAUUGUGGCGUGCUCGAGACACGCCCCUGCGUGCUUUAUAUCGGAUAUAUGAAGCUGUGGCUGCGCGUGAGUUCUAUGCUGUGGGAUCGGAAGUAGAGUACUUCUGGUACCAGUCGGGCGGGGCUUGGGCAGCGCAUCGGAUACCAGAUCCCUGUGAUGUUGACCCCGUGCGGUAUGCCAUUUUGGCGUGUAUCGCGGAGGAACUAGCGCGAGCAUUCAACUGGCGCAUGAGCUUGGGCUUGCGACGCGAUAAAAGCAAGCACAUAUAUCGGAAAACCUUCGAGGACCCUCUGCCGUCUUUCACCCCGGAGACUGCCCCGAGCUGGACUAGGAGGGUGGCUCCGAUCGAUGUGGAGUGGAUCGCCAACCUUCCAGCGAAUUUCCUAGACUCUGCAGGCCGGCUCGUGCUCGAAGAAGGGGGUGAGAAUCCCAUCUUCGCGCAGAGGAAUAUUAUCAUCGACACCGGCCACUUCUACACUGUCUAG
This is a messenger RNA of Penicillium daleae, 765 nucleotides long. RefSeq lists its product as uncharacterized. Bases 1 to 765 code for a protein of 254 amino acids. Lineage: Eukaryota; Fungi; Ascomycota; Eurotiomycetes; Eurotiales; Aspergillaceae. The record is from RefSeq and is a predicted model, not a curated record. The transcript has a single exon.